This is a messenger RNA of Helianthus annuus (common sunflower), 2733 nucleotides long. RefSeq lists its product as uncharacterized. The record is from RefSeq and is a predicted model, not a curated record. The coding region runs from base 1 to 2733 and encodes 910 amino acids. NCBI's taxonomy places the organism in Eukaryota, Viridiplantae, Streptophyta, Magnoliopsida, Asterales, Asteraceae. The transcript has 11 exons.
AUGAAGUAUCUAAGUAUUGACCUUACAUAUAGAUCAUCAAACCCUGUUAAAGAUCAGUUCUCGGUUGAUGAAAUCAAAGCUGCGGUUUUUGAUUGUGGGGACGAUAGGGCUCCCGGCCCGGACGGAUUCAACUUCCGGUUCUUCAAAAAAUUCUGGAGUCUCUUUGCUAAUGAUUUCUCGGCCCUUAUGUCGGCUUUCUUCGAUUCCGGGCAGAUUAACGAUGGAUGCGGGUCCUCUUUCAUUGCGCUUAUUCCGAAAAUUAGAGAUCCUUCGGGCCUUGGCGAUUACCGACCCAUUAGCUUGGUCGGGGUUGUCAAUAAAGUGAUUUCCAAAAUCUUAGCCAACAGACUCAAGAAGGUUCUGGGGUCGGUUAUCUCGAUCAAUCAGUCUGCAUUUUUGGGAGGUAGAUUUAUCUUGGAUGGGCCCCUCAUCAUCAAUGAGGUGUGCUCAUGGCUCAAAAAAAGCAAGCGAAAAGCGUUUCUCUUCAAAAUUGAUUUCGAGAAGGCCUAUGACAAUAUUAACUGGAGUUUUGUGGUGGAUGUGUUUAGACAGAUAGGCUUCGGGGGGAGAUGGUGCAAGUGGAUUUGGGGUAUCCUCUCUUCGGCUAGGGCGUCUGUCUUAGUGAAUGGAGCUCCUACAUUCGAGUUCAAGUGCGGAAAAGGGAUGAGGCAGGGCGAUCCUAUUUCUCCCUUCUUGUUUGUGGCGGUUAUGGAGGCUUUGUCGUGCCUCCUUGACAAAGCCAAGGAACUGGGCAUAUUCUCGGGCGUCUCUCUUCCCAAUGACGGGCCGGUUUUGUCUCACCUGUUCUUCGCGGACGAUGCUCUUAUCAUUGGGGGCUGGGACAAAGGUAAUGCUCUCAAUGUUGUGAGAAUCUUAAGAUGUUUUUAUGUGUGCUCUGGUUUGAGAAUCAACUUGGGAAAAUCUAGCCUGUUUGGAAUUGGGGUGGACAUGUCGGAUGUGUCUCAGGUAGCGGAUAGCGUUGGGUGCAAGGCGGAUUCGCUCCCUUUCAAAUAUCUUGGCCUCAAGGUGGGGGAGAAUAUGAAUCGUAUUGGCAACUGGAGACCCGUUUACGACAUUUUCGAAUCUAGGCUCGCCUUAUGGAAAUCCGCUUUACUCUCCAUCGGCGGGAGAGUAACGCUUAUUCGGUCAGUUUUAGCUAGUCUUCCUAACUAUUACUUCUCGCUCUAUAAAGCUCCGGCCGCGGUUAUCAAAGACUUAGAACGUAUGAUCAAAAAAUUCUUGUGGGGAGGGUCUGGUGAGGCUCGAAAAACCCAUUGGGUUGCUUGGGAGAGGCUUGCCAUCCCGGUCAAGUUGGGGGGCUUGGGUAUAUCUAAACUGGAUAAUGUCAACAGAGCCUUAUUAUGCAAAUGGGGGUGGAGGUUCAAAAAGGAGAAAGACAGUCUUUGGAUCAAGGUCGUGGACGCUAUUCACUCUGGCGGCUCUGACUGGUCCCUUCUUCCUGUUAAAAAGAGCUUAGGAGGUGUUUGGGUCAAUAUCGUUUCUGUCAUCAACAGACCUUUGGCCGGUAAUUUUUGUCUUCGGGGGAGUUUCUGCGGUAAAUUGGGCAGGGGAGACCGUAUCCUAUUUUGGCUUGACCCCUGGCUCAAAGAUGUGCCUCUUAAGGAGGUCUUUCCUCGCCUCUAUUCGCUCGAGAUGGUUAAAACCUGCUGUGUCCGUGAUCGUGUGGAAGGAAACUGGUUAUGGAGACACGAUCCCGAGUUGGAUGAGGAACGGAGAGAGCUGAACGAGUUGAUGGAUGCUUUGGCAUCAGUCUCGGUUGCCGAUAGGGAGGAUGAUUGGGUGUGGUUGUCUGAUCCUUCGGGUUUGUUUUCCGUCAAGUCGGUUAAAAAGAUCUUGGAUGAGGCUACUGUCAACAGAAAUCUUUUUGUGAUGGAAUGGUGUUCUUGGGUCCCCAAAAAAUGCAACAUUCUUGUCUGGAGGGCUGAGAUGAACCGAAUUCCGACUUCGGAUGCUUUGCGGAGAAGAAACAUCUUUGUAAGCGAAGGUCUGUGUCCUUUCUGCAAGGAGGUGCCCGAGACGGCUGAUCAUAUUUUUUCUUCGUGCUUUACGGCUGUUCAUUUGUGGCACAGAAUUAGUAGGUGGUGUCGGUUACCGCCGAUCUUUGCGUUCUCCUUCAAGGACCUGUUAGAAAUUCAUCUCGAUAGAAGCAUUGCAAUCAAAGUCAGACCGAUUAUCCAUGGUAUUAUUGUUGUUGCGUGUUGGUGCCUCUGGUUGGCCCGGAACAGGGCCGUUUUCUCGGGGAUCGAUGCGAAGAUCCGUAAACAUAAGUUGCAGAUUUAUCAAGAUUUGAUCAAAUUCAAAGGUAAAUCUACCAAAACAAAGCUAAAUAUUAUCCGUAAACAUAAGUUGCAGAUCCGUAAACAUAAGUUGCAGAUUUAUCAAGAUUUGAUCAAAUUCAAAGGUAAAUCUACCAAAACAAAGCUAAAUAUUAUCCGUAAACAUAAGUUGCAGAUCCGAUCAAAGAAAUUAAAGAUCCGAUCAAACUUUAUGUUUUUCUUUCUUUGUAUUUCUAAUAACUUUUUCUUUGUUUCUGAUUUGAACUUUUUCUUUAUUCUGAUUUCUGUAGAUCUGAUUUUGGACUCCGAUAAUUCGUCAAACAAAAGAGUUAUGGAUCCUAAAAACAACGCUCCUUCGUUUUUAAAGUUGAUUGAUGAAGAUGAUCCUAUAUUGUUGGUAUGUUUCUUUGGUUUUCAUUUUUUCAACAGACAAUAA